Molecule: messenger RNA, 447 nt
Organism: Aphanomyces astaci
Lineage: Eukaryota; Oomycota; Saprolegniomycetes; Saprolegniales; Verrucalvaceae
Exons: 1
Coding region: 1-447 (148 amino acids)
Source: RefSeq, a predicted model, not a curated record
AUGGCGUGGCCAGGGUCAACAUGUACGCUUCGAACUCUUUCAACUCGAGUUGCGCACUGUCGCGGAUGGACUUCACAAUUUGCUCGCUCUCUGCAAUGCCUUCUUCGUACCCCAUGGCCCUCGCGUCGUCGAUUUGAGUCGUCAUUUGCGUCAGCUUUGUCUCGUAGUCGUCGGCUAGCAGUUGGUGGUUGGACGCAUCAGCACUUUCCAAACUGGAAAUCACUUCUUGAAGCGACGCGACUUGAUCUUUCCAUAUCUGGACGUCCAUUUCCUUGGCUUGUUGUUCGGCGCGAUCUCGCUCCGCUUGGGCGGACGCCUCGGCUGCUUCCUUCAGGUGAAGUUCCCGCGCCUCGCGCUCCUUCUCGAGCUGCACGCGACGUUCCUCGUCGCGCUUCGCCUGCUCUUCCUCUUGUUGCAGUUGCAAAAAUUGGCGAAAGUAAUACCUAA